Messenger RNA from Mustela lutreola (European mink), 5392 nucleotides. RefSeq names its product protein associated with LIN7 2, MAGUK p55 family member (gene PALS2). NCBI's taxonomy places the organism in Eukaryota, Metazoa, Chordata, Mammalia, Carnivora, Mustelidae. The transcript is spliced from 13 exons. The record is from RefSeq and is a predicted model, not a curated record. Bases 306 to 1970 code for a protein of 554 amino acids. Gene Ontology annotation, molecular function: protein binding. Gene Ontology annotation, cellular component: plasma membrane; cell-cell junction.
CAGCGGCGGCGCGAGGAGCAGGAGGGGGAAGAACCGGAGGAGGGCUGCUGAGGGGAGGCUGGCCGAGCGCGCGGUGGCGGCGGUGGCGGCGCCGGCGACCGGAGCCGGGGCGGAGUGGGGAGCGAGGGAGGGGGGCGGAGGGAAGGGGGCGGAGAGGAGAGAGAGCCGCAUUUCCAAUUCCCAACUACGAGCCCCGAGUUUGUAGAUGGGGCUGCUCGGCGGCGCCUGCGGCUGAGCGAGAGCAGCAGCGGCGGGCGCAGGGGAGCGGCGGCGGCGCGGAGGCGGCCGAGGUGCGAGCCGCAGCAAUGCAGCAAGUGUUGGAUAACCUUACGGAGCUGCCCUCAUCUACAGGAGCAGAAGAAAUAGACCUAAUUUUUCUCAAGGGGAUUAUGGAGAAUCCUAUUGUAAAAUCACUUGCUAAGGCUCAUGAGAGGCUAGAAGACUCAAAACUAGAAGCUGUCAGUGAUAAUAACUUAGAAUUAGUCAAUGAAAUUCUUGAAGAUAUCACUCCCUUAAUGAAUGCAGAUGAAAAUGUGGCAGAGCUGGUUGGAAUCCUCAAAGAGCCUCACUUCCAGUCACUCUUGGAGGCCCAUGAUAUUGUGGCAUCAAAAUGUUAUGAUUCACCUCCGUCAAGCCCAGAAAUGAAUAAUUCUUCUAUCAAUAAUCAAUUAUUACCAGUAGAUGCCAUUCGUAUUCUUGGUAUUCACAAAAGAGCUGGGGAGCCAUUGGGUGUAACGUUUCGGGUUGAAAAUAAUGAUCUGGUAAUCGCCCGAAUCCUUCACGGAGGAAUGAUAGAUCGACAAGGUCUACUUCAUGUGGGAGAUAUCAUUAAAGAAGUCAAUGGUCAUGAAGUUGGAAACAAUCCAAAGGAAUUACAAGAAUUACUGAAAAAUAUUAGUGGAAGUGUCACCCUAAAAAUUUUACCAAGUUAUAGAGAUACCAUAACCCCUCAACAGAGUUGCAUCAAUAUGGAGAGGCAUCCAGCACACGUCCGUCAGGUAUUUGUGAAAUGUCAUUUUGAUUAUAAUCCAUACAAUGAUAAUCUGAUACCCUGCAAAGAAGCAGGACUGAAGUUUUCAAAAGGAGAAAUUCUUCAAAUUGUAAACAGAGAAGAUCCAAACUGGUGGCAGGCUAGCCAUGUAAAAGAGGGAGGAAGCGCUGGUCUCAUUCCAAGCCAGUUCCUGGAAGAGAAGAGAAAGGCAUUUGUGAGAAGAGACUGGGACAAUUCAGGACCUUUUUGUGGAACCAUAAGUAGCAAAAAAAAGAAAAAGAUGAUGUAUCUCACAACCAGAAAUGCAGAAUUUGAUCGUCAUGAAAUCCAGAUAUAUGAGGAAGUAGCCAAAAUGCCUCCUUUCCAGAGAAAGACAUUAGUAUUGAUAGGAGCCCAAGGUGUGGGACGAAGAAGCUUGAAAAACAGGUUCAUAGUGUUGAAUCCCACUAGAUUUGGAACCACAGUGCCAUUUACUUCACGAAAACCAAGGGAAGAUGAAAAAGAUGGUCAGGCAUAUAAAUUUGUGUCACGGUCUGAGAUGGAAGCAGAUAUCAAAGCUGGAAAAUAUCUGGAACAUGGGGAAUAUGAAGGAAAUCUCUAUGGAACCAAAAUUGAUUCUAUUCUUGAAGUUGUCCAAACUGGACGAACUUGUAUUUUGGAUGUCAACCCACAAGCCCUGAAAGUGCUGAGGACAUCCGAGUUCAUGCCCUAUGUUGUAUUUAUUGCUGCUCCAGAACUAGAGACAUUACGUGCCAUGCACAAGGCAGUGGUGGAUGCUGGUAUCACUACUAAGCUUUUGACGGACUCUGACUUAAAGAAAACAGUGGACGAAAGUGCACGGAUUCAAAGAGCAUACAACCACUAUUUUGAUUUGAUCAUCGUAAACGACAAUCUAGACAAAGCCUUUGAGAAACUACAAACUGCCAUAGAGAAGCUGAGAAUGGAGCCACAGUGGGUCCCAAUCAGCUGGGUUUACUGAUGAUUCAAUAAUGGAAAUAAAACUUUUUAAAAACGACUGCAACAAAUAAGCCUUCUACCGAGAAAAUACAUGCACAGAUAGAAGAUAUCUGCCAAGUUCAGGCAUUUUUAUUGUGUAGAUUGUAAUACCAGUACACUAUUUGAAUUUUUAUAUAAAAUGUGGUUGGGAAGGUGUACUAAUAUAUAAUUUAUCUUAAUUUUUCUAACUUUUUAUGGGUAAUCUUUCUAUUCAUACCACAUAAAGAAAUGCGUUGAAGCAUUUUAUAUGUUUUAAUUUAGUACCCUUGCCUUUUCAUCAAAGGAAUUUUCAAAUCCUUCAUUCUCGCAUUGGUCUCCCAUUUUCACUGUGAUAAUGAAUACUUGAAAUAGUUUUGUAAAGCUGUCCUUUAUUUAGUUCAGUAUUUAACUAGUGAAAGGUCAGUUACUCUUUAUUAGGAGAAAAUAGUAAUUAUUGGCCUUCUUUCCUAAUAAAAGUUAAAGCAGAACUAUAAUGUCCAUACCUUCCAAGUCUGACAUUAGAAGUCUGCUCAACAAUACAUGGUUUCAUUAUUUCAAAGAUAUAUGGCUAUCCAUUCUAAUUUAAGCAGGUAUAUUGUUUUUUUUUCCCCCUUCAUUUCCAUCUUGAGGGAAAAAGUGAAGAGCAAUACUUUGCACUCUCAUUUGUUGCCAUUACAGGCUGAUGCUAAGUGAAUGUGUACACAGCAAGCAAGGCCUUGUAGGCUAAGAGAGUGCCUUAUCCUGUAACACAUAACGCAGCAAAAUGAUGCAUAAAGUUGAUUUAUUUUCACAUGUAGAAAAUACCGACAUUGACUGACGAAAAUGAACCUACUGUAGCUUCAACAGUGUUUUAUUAGGAUAUGGUCAGCAAAUGUAUCAUGCCUUUGCAAAUUUCUGUGAUACUUCAAGUUUGCAAGUGGGGGAUUUUGUGAAGAAUCAGUGUGCUUUUUGAAGUGUGAUGUGAUUGUUAGAAUAUUUGUUAAAUCUGUCGUGUUGAGAACCAGAUCCAUUGAACAACUUAUGAGAUCUGGAAAUAACUGUCAGCUGUCUUAUCUAUAUAUAACAUAUACAUUAUAUAAUAUGUACAUUGUAUGUAUUAUAUAAUAUAAAAUAAGGUUUUAUACAGUUUUUUACAUUUCUGUUAGGAAAUGCACUUUUUUGUUUAGUAAUUAAGAAAACAGUUCUCUUUUAGAUGCAUUAACAUUCAGAUUUUUAAAAUUCAUCUCAGUUAAUAGGAUUCUUUAGGAUUCUUGGAUGGUAUAAAUUCUUCCUCAAACAUAUUGAGAUGUAGCUCAUCAUUAAACUAAGUUAGCUGUGUUUUAUAUUGCUGCCAGCUUUUCACAAGGACAGUAUUCACACCUACAGGGUUAGGUGCUUGUGGUCAUCUUUGUCCAUGGUAGGCAUCUGGCUCCUGGCUAUUGAAUUUGUUUUCUCCUCAACAAAGCCGUGACAGAACACCAGCCAGGAGGGCUUAGAAGGGGGAGAAAGUACAUGGCAAUAAGCAGUUAUGCACACAUUGCUUUAAAUCAUCUUCACAAUGAAACAGAACAGCCAAGUUGCUGUAUUGUUAAGAUUGGAAAUGUAUAGGUAUUUUUUUUAUUCUAGUGUUACAUAUCCAGAACACAGAUCAUGUUCUUAGUCCUGGGAUAGGGAAUUAGUGGUAAAAUGGAUCACACCCUUUUAAUAACUUUGGUAACUUUUAAACCACAUAUAUUUACUUCAAAUUCUCAGCUUCUCAAAGCAACCUGAAUCAAAGCACAGUGUUGAGGUAAUGUCUUAUGAUUUAGUGUUUCAACACUGAAAAUUUUAAGAGAAAUUUUGUUUCCAAGUUCUCAGGAAAUGUUUUGUCUUCUGUGCUGUGCCUUCAUGCUGUUGCACGGAGCCUCUUUGAGCAGCUUUGGUAUCAUUGUAGCAGCACAAGAAGUUUACCCACAAAAUAUUUCAACUAUCGUGACAUGAUGGAGAUGAUUUUUACAUCAUAUAUAUUUUUAGCUUUAUCAUAUGAUUUAAAAUGCAUAUUAUUUAGAAAAUAGUCUAUACUUAAAAGGAUUAUUUCUGUUAUGAAUGGUAUUCAUGACUAGUUAAUAUACUCUAGACCCCCAUAAUACAAAAUAAUGCUGUUUAGUUUAUUUCAGUCUAGAUGCCAGAGCUGAAGAGAAUAAAUUCAGAAAAGUUCAUUGUAUCUCAACAGAAUCAUUGAACUUGAAACUGAAGUUCCAUCUGAGUCUGCAGGACCCAGUAGAGCUCUACUGGGGCAAGGAGUCCCAGAGGCUCCAAGAUUCUUUCAAGGCAGUGAGAGAGUACAGUUGUAAUCAAUGAAGUAUGAACUUCUCUUGUGGGAAAUAUCUAAAAUAAUUAGAUUUACUGAAGAGAAAACAGUUUAAAGUGACGCUAAGCAAUUGGUAAUAGUUAAAAUAUGCAUGCACAUGCAAAUGCCUUUGGGAAGAAACCUGUGCCAAUACAUUAAUGUACCUGAGGAUUCUUUGUGGACUGAAGAGUGUCCACAUUCAGCAUCCAGGGCAUGACUAUUUAUAUACGACUAAUUAUUAUAUAUAUGUAUUUUUUAUUUUCAAAUGUACAAAUACCCGUAGAGGUGAUGUUCCUGGAUAAGUCAUGUAACCUUAUAACUAGUGGAAUAUAUGUGAUGCACUACAACUAGUUUUACUUUUAUUCCAGCCACGUCUUGAUUAUGCAGUCUUAAUUUCUGUUUGAUAUUUGGAUAUUAUCAAAUAUCUAAUACAUCAGGACUUUUACUUUUCCCAAUUCUUAACUAUACAAUUGCUGAACAUAGCUUUCUAAAAUAGAAAUCCUAUUAUAAACACAGUAUGACUACAGCAAUAGUAGCCUGAGCCCUAGAUUCUAGAAUCUAGCAAAUUUACUUAUAAUAGCUUAUGAGGACAAGUUUUCUUGAAAAGAGCAAAUUGGUUAUUAACAUAAACUUAGGAAAGAAUGCAAAUUAGCAAUAAAAUACAAUAGUGUAGCAUUAUAGAUUAUGGCCAGAUACUAACUGCUUUGGCCAUACAUCCCAAUGACAAUAAAAGAUGAUAUUUGCUUUAAAAAUUCAUUAGAUUGGUAUUUAUUGCUGGGUAGAACAAUAAGUGUCAUAAUCUGGUGAUUGGAGUUGAUUUUCAAGAUAGAUAGCCAUGGAGUUAGGUACGAUUAUUUUGAACUGAUAAAUGUUAACUGUAAAAGUUUUGAAAAUUGGUCAAAAUAGUGGUCUACUUAAUAUUGUACUUUUAUGACUUCUGAAACAACACUCCAUUUUCCAGAAAUCACAGGCUAGGGAGCCAAUAAUUUUGUAGUAAUGAAUCUUUAUACUAAAUAUGGAAAAAGAAAUCCUGAACUUUUAUGUACAUAUAUAGGUCAUUUUUUUAAAUGCCUGAGUCACCAUAUAUAUAUAUUAUAUAUACAGCCAUAUGUAUAAUA